AUGGGUGACAGUGAUAGACUUGUUAAAAUGGAAAUCGAUUAUUCAUCUGUUGUUGAUCAAAAACUUAAAGAAUGUGAUGAAAUAAUGAAAGAUGAAACAAAAUUGAACGAAGUUCUCGAUCGUCUAUUACCACUUGAAAAGCAAACUCGAACUGCUGCUGAUGCUAUUUCCACUGGUCGUGUUCUUGUAGCUAUUAUUAAAUAUUGUUAUGCAGCAAGACAAUGGGAACAAAUGAAUGAACAUAUUACAACAUUAUCAAAACGUCGAAGUCAAUUGAAACAAGCCAUUACAAAAAUGGUUCAAGAAGCAUAUGAACUAGUGGAAAAAACACCAGAUUUAGAUACAAAACUUAAAUUAAUUGAAACACUUCGAAAUGUUACUACGGGCAAAAUCUUUGUUGAAAAUGAACGUGCACGUUUAACAAAAAAAUUGGCUGAUAUUUAUGAAGGACAAGGUAAUACAAAGGAAGCAGCAGAAAUUUUACAAGAACUUCAAGUUGAAACUUAUGGAACUAUGGAUCGUCGUGAAAAACUUGAAUUUUUACUUGAACAAAUGCGUCUUUGUUUAGCUAAAAAUGAUUACAUUCGAACACAAAUUAUAUCGAAAAAAAUUAAUAUUAAAGCAUUCGAAGACGAAAGUUCACAUGAUUUAAAAUUAAAAUAUUAUGAAUUAAUGAUUCAAAUGGAUUUACAUGAUAAAAAUUAUUUUGAUGUUUGUCAACAUUAUAAACAUUAUUAUGAAACACCACGUAUAAAACAAGAUCCAGAAAAAAUGAAACAAGCAUUAAAACAUGUUGUACUCUAUUUAACUUUAUCACCAUAUAACAAUGAACAAUCAGAUUUUUUACAUCGUUUAUUUCUUGAUAAAAAUCUUGAAGAAAUUCCUAAAUACAAAGAUUUAUUACAACGUUUUAAAACUCAAGAACUUAUUCAUUGGAAAGAUGUAUUAAAAAAUUUUGAAAAUGAUCUUAAAAAUGGUACAAAAGAUGAUUUAGCAACAAAUGUUUUUGCUAAAAAUGAUGAUGGAAAUAAACGUUGGGAAGAUUUUAAAAUUCGUGUUGUUGAACAUAAUAUGCGCAUUAUGGCUAAAUAUUAUACACGUGUUCAUACACAAAAAAUGGCUGAAUUACUUGAUUUAACUAAAGAUGAAGCCGAACAAUUCUUAUCAAAUCUUGUUUCAAAUAAAACUAUUAAUGCUAAGAUUGAUCGUCUUCAAGAUAUCGUUACAUUUCAACAAAAGAAAUCUCCACAAGAAAUUCUUAAUGAAUGGUCGGUUAAUCUUAAUUCUUUGAUGACAAUUAUUAAUAAAACAUGUCAUUUAAUUAACAAAGAAGAAACUGUUCAUGCCGUACGAACUUAA
Messenger RNA from Rotaria sp. Silwood1, 1359 nucleotides. Lineage: Eukaryota; Metazoa; Rotifera; Eurotatoria; Philodinida; Philodinidae. The record is from the annotation of a GenBank genome assembly.